CCCGACGCGCCCCCCCCCAUCGGAGCACCUGGCCGACCCCCCCCGCCCCCGCCCCGAGUUAGGAACCCAGCCGAGGGAGGGAGGGGCUCCGGAGGGAGAGAGGCCUUGCAAAGCCUGGUGAGGGUCGUGUGGCUGUGGCCGUAUCCUGCCUCCCGCCAUGGCAAUGAGGGAGCUGGUGGAGCCGGAAUGCGGAGGCUCCAAUCCUCUGAUGAAGCUGGCCAGCCAUUUCACCCAGGACAAAGGCCUGCAGCAGGAGGGGCUUCGGGGACCCCUAGCUUGGCCUCCCAAUGCCCCCGUGCCUGAGGUGGUGUCCAAACCUCUUGGAAGAGCUUCUGAAGAUGAACUGGUGGCAGAGUUCCUUCAAGAGCAGAAUGGCCCCCUGCUGUCCCGUGCCCCACAAACAUUCAAGAUGGAUGACCUGCUGGCCGAGAUGCAGGAAAUUGAGCAGUCCAGCUUCCGGCAGGCUCCACAGAGAGCUCCAGGUGUGGCAGCCCUGGCUUUGUCGGAGAAUUGGGCGCAAGAAUUCCUUGGCGCUGCCGACAGUACAGUGGACGUCUCAACGGAUUACAAUGAAGCCGAUUGGUCCCAGGAGUUCAUUGCUGAGGUUACAGACCCCUUGUCUGUGUCUCCUGCCAAGUGGGCCGAAGAAUAUUUGGAGCAGUCAGAGGAGAAGUUGUGGCUGGGUGAAUCGGAAGAUCAGACCCUGGCUGAUAAAUGGUAUGAGGAAUACCAGCCUGAAGAAGACCUCAAGAAAACUGCCAAUGAGUUUCUUGCAAAAGUGGAUGACCCAAAACUGAAUGACUCUGAGUUCCUAAAGUUUGUCCGCCAGAUUGGAGAUGGGAGGGUGUCCAUCGAGGCAAAUCGGGUGACCAUUACCCCCAGAGACCAGGAUCAGGCAGAACAAUGGGCAACUGAGUUUAUACAGCAGCAGAACACAUCCGAAGCCUGGGUAGAUCAGUUUGCACACUCUGCAGACGCGCUGGGCCUGCAGAACGAGUUUGAGGAAGCCAAGACUGCUGUGGAGUCAGAUGUGGACUUCUGGGACAAGCUCCAGGCUGAGUGGGAGGAGAUGGCCAAGCGAGACGCAGAGGCUCACCCUUGGCUAACGGACUACGAGGAUCUUGCCAGCUCCUCUUAUGACAAGGGAUACCAGUUUGAAGAAGAGAACCCUGUGCAUGACCAUCCCCAGGCCUUUGAGGAAGGGCUGAAGUGCCUGGAGGAGGGCGACUUGCCCAACGCCGUCUUGUACUUUGAGGCUGCUGUGCAGCAGAACCCAGAUCACAUGGAGGCCUGGCAGUACCUGGGAACGACGCAAGCAGAGAAUGAGCAGGAGCUUUUAGCCAUCAGUGCUCUCAGGAAGUGCCUGGAGUUGCAGCCCGGGAACCUCACAGCGCUCAUGGCUUUGGCGGUCAGCUUCACCAAUGAAUCUCUGCAGAAGCAGGCCUGCGAGACCCUGCGCGACUGGUUGCGCCACAAGCCAGCCUACGCUCAUCUGAUAGGGAAAGAGGAGGAGGAAGCCGGGAGCCCCAGCCCAGGCCUUGGGCCUUCCAAGCGCAUCCUGGGCUCCCUUUUAACCGACUCGCUCUUUGUGGAAGUAAAGGAGCUCUUCCUGGCGGCUGUGCGUAGCAACACCUCUGCCGUGGACCCUGAUGUGCAGUGUGGCCUGGGCGUUCUCUUCAACCUGAGCGGCGAGUACGAGAAGGCUGUGGACUGCUUCACUGCUGCGCUGAGUGCGCGGCCCAAUGAUCAUCUCCUCUGGAACAAGCUAGGGGCUACUUUGGCCAAUGGAAACCGGAGUGAAGAAGCUGUGGCAGCCUAUCGGCAUGCCUUGGAACUGCAGCCUGGCUACAUCCGCUCCCGCUACAAUCUUGGCAUCAGCUGCAUCAAUCUAGGCGCCCACAGGGAGGCUGUGGAGCACUUCCUGGAGGCCUUGCACAUGCAACAGAAGAGCCGGGGGCCGCGGGGCCAGCAGGGGGCCAUGUCUGACAACAUCUGGAGCACCCUCCGUAUGGCGCUGUCCAUGCUGGGCCAGAGUGACCUUUAUGGGGCGGCUGACGCCCGGGACCUUCCAACACUGCUGCAAGCUUUUGGGAUUCAGCAGUGACUCUUCGAUGGGCUCCCCUGCGAGUGCAGGAUGAGCCCUCGCCAGCGCUGAUCUCCCCUGCCCCCAAUCCCCAUCUGCCGACAUAUGCACACUUCAUUCAGGCAGCUUCCUUUCCCCUGCCCCGCCACCCAAUCUCACUUACCACUCCCAUGUUUCAGAGAACUACAUGUCAAUGCAUUUUCAGUUGUCUUUGGUCCAGGGCUGUUCGGUCACUCAUGGUUUUAUCUUGGACCUACCAGUGUAGAAUUGUUUCCUGUGUUCAGCAGCAGUUCGCUGGCUUGCAGGCCUCCCUUAACAUCUUCUGGGUUUGCUUUCUCCAGCGAAUCAAAUCCCCUUGAGCAGGAAAAUGUUUAUACUUUCCCCUGCACUUCAUCUGUGCGCUGAAAUUGCACCUCUGUGUAGUGUCUUCGGCACAUCGUUUUACAUGAUCAUUCUACUUAAGUGUCUUUUUUCCGAAAGGGAUGAAUGAAUCAUGGUGUGGAAUUCUGGGCUCUUGUCUUCAAAAAGGUGCUGCUAACUUUUAAGGUGCGACACAAAACGAUUGGACAUAUUUU
Podarcis raffonei (Aeolian wall lizard) is the source of this 2658-nucleotide messenger RNA. It is a transcript of the gene PEX5, whose product is annotated as peroxisomal biogenesis factor 5. Gene Ontology annotation, cellular component: cytosol; peroxisomal membrane. NCBI's taxonomy places the organism in Eukaryota, Metazoa, Chordata, Lepidosauria, Squamata, Lacertidae. Gene Ontology annotation, biological process: protein import into peroxisome matrix, docking. The transcript has 16 exons. The coding region runs from base 158 to 2104 and encodes 648 amino acids. The record is from RefSeq and is a predicted model, not a curated record. Gene Ontology annotation, molecular function: protein binding.